This is a messenger RNA of Lactuca virosa, 825 nucleotides long. NCBI's taxonomy places the organism in Eukaryota, Viridiplantae, Streptophyta, Magnoliopsida, Asterales, Asteraceae. The record is from the annotation of a GenBank genome assembly.
AUGAGAUCCAACACUUCUUUUUUUGUCAUCGACUCACACCCGCCAUCUGCAACCUCCACCUUCCGCCUUCAACCUCAGCCAUGGAUUAAUUUUCAUCACCGGUUGAAGACUCCUUCACGCCGACCAGCAGAUGAUCCAAACAAGACACAACACCUACUUGCCCUUGAUGGAGCUAAGGAAAGGCUGUCUUUGUUUGAAGCUAACCUGACUGAACAAGGAUCUUUCGAGUCCGCAGCUAAUGGCUGCGAAUGUGUCUUUUAUAUGACAUCUCCUGUUAUACCUUCAGUUUCACUUUCUAACCCAAAGGCACAAUUCCUAGAUCCUGCAGUGACGGGGACACUUAAUGUUCUCAAAUCAGCUGCAAAAGUUCCAUCUCUCAAAAGAGUGGUUUUGACAUCUUCCAUGACUGCGGUUAUGUUUCGUGUAGAACCUUGGGAGUUUGGUGCUGAGGUGGAUGAAACAUGGUUUUCAGAUCCUGAAACUUGUGAACAGAAAAAGAAGCAGCUGAAGCUUGAAGAAUGGACCAUGAAAUUGAAAUUCGCAUAUUUGGCUUGGAUGAUAACGAAGAAAUUGGGAGUGAUUUUGGUUUCGAAUGGAGUUAAGAAUCGAUGGCUAAAUUUGAUGAAGAAUCGGUUUUGGUUUCGAACAUAUUUUGACUAUGGUUUUGGAAUCGACUGGAACGAUGGUCGGCGAUUGAUAGCAGAUAACGAAAUUGCUGGGUUCGCAUAUGAUGAUGUCGAUUUAAUGAAAGUGAAGUGUUGGGUUUCACUGUCGAUUGCUGUGUUGGAGUCGUUGAUGUCGAUUUUGGUCGACGUUGAUGUUUAA